AUGAUGCUUUGGCUAUUCUGGGAGCUCGACUUCAGAGAAGACUUUUGCAAGAUGGCGCGCAGGAUGGUGGUGGAACUAGACACGUCCGAGUUCGCCAAUGGCGGUCGCUUCUGGGGCAACGCGGGAACAGCGAGUAUCAUGGACCAUGUUUCCCAAAUACGCUUGCAGUCUUUACAAGCCGUUCUCGACGUCAUCCACGACAUGCUCGAGAAGCUGGUCGUCUUGGAAGAGAGCCCGAGAUGGUCUCGUUUGGUCACGCAACUGGGGCCCAAUCGCUGUCGGCAGGCUACAUGCGCACUCCUCAGAUCUUCCCUCAUUACGGCUGGCCUGUGGCCACUUCCAGCAGCCGUUGAGGUGCAAGAGAGCGUGACAGAAGUUUACUCGAAACUCGCCGCGGUGGUUAGUCAUGAUCACAUGGGCUGCGAGUUUGGGCUUUUUUGGUACAAAAAGAUACAGGAUGCCCUAGAUCUGCAACUCGGCCAAAUUGAAAUGCUGCGCAUCGACUCUUCAGGUCAUUCGCCGGAAGUCUCAUAA
Messenger RNA from Akanthomyces muscarius, 534 nucleotides. RefSeq lists its product as uncharacterized. NCBI's taxonomy places the organism in Eukaryota, Fungi, Ascomycota, Sordariomycetes, Hypocreales, Cordycipitaceae. The transcript has 2 exons. Bases 1 to 534 code for a protein of 177 amino acids. The record is from RefSeq and is a predicted model, not a curated record.